This is a messenger RNA of Helobdella robusta, 438 nucleotides long. RefSeq lists its product as hypothetical. Lineage: Eukaryota; Metazoa; Annelida; Clitellata; Rhynchobdellida; Glossiphoniidae. The record is from RefSeq and is a predicted model, not a curated record. The coding region runs from base 1 to 438 and encodes 145 amino acids. Gene Ontology annotation, molecular function: serine-type endopeptidase inhibitor activity. The transcript has 3 exons.
AUGUUGCGCUUGAUCCUUGUCCUUGCAGUUGUUGCCGCCGUCUCAUGCAACAAAGAUCUUUUCAAAGAGUACCAGCAAAAGUGUCUCAACCAACCCUUGUAUACAACCGGCAAGCUAGCAGGCAAGUGUCCCGAAGGUACAAACUACAGCCUGAAAGAAAACAAGCCAUCGGUCAGAUUCUUCUUUAACCAGGACUCGAAAGGAUGCCAGGCCUUCGUGCACCUACCUUGUGCUGAACAGCCUUCUGUCAACUUCUUCAAGACUGCUGAGUACUGCCUGCUCGCUUGCACCGAAUACGACGCUUCGAACAGAUUGCAUUUGAUCCGCGUUAACUUGCGGUCCAUUUUAUGUCCGCUUCCAGUAAAACGCGAGGAACAGCAAACCAUUUCUUCUAGAAACCCGUCAUCGAAUAUUAAAUUAGGAUUCACAAGCAAGUAA